ACCACAGAUCUGUUACACCGACAAGUGUAGUUAGAAGAACGUGUGUACGUUUUAGUUGUUUGCCUUACAGAAUUGUUCAUCCAAAGGCACAUCGCCGUCUAUAACAGCCAUAUUUCUUCUAACAACAAAAAACUGACUGCUUUGGAUACACCAGAAACGCGCAGAGGAGGGGCCAGGAGGCAAGGGGAGGCCAGGCCACAAGCACAAGUGGAGGACAGGGACGCCUGCAGACUUGACCAGUAAGGUUUAGAGGAGACCUUGAAUAUGGCCUCUGCAGAAGUCAACUCUCCACACCAACUGAUGAGGAGCAUCAAAGAAGAGACAGAGGAGUUCAGUUUAGCUGACUCUCCAUCCCAGCUGAACAUAAAAGAAGAGAGAGAAGAGGUCCCUGCUUUUCCAGAACAGCUGAGUAUAAAAGAAGAGAGAGAAGAGUGCCCUGCUUCCCUACCUCAGCUGAACAUCAAAGAAGAGAGAGAAGACUUCCCUGGUUCUAAAGAACAGCUGAACAUUAAAGAAGAGAGAGAUGACUUCCCUGGUUCUAAAGAACAACUGAACAUAAAAGAAGAGAGAGACGACUUCCCUGGUUCUAAAGAACAACUGAACAUAAAAGAAGAGAGAGACGACUUCCCUGGUCCUCCAUCCCAGCUGAACAUAAAACAAGAGAGAGAAGACUCCUCUGCUUCUCCACCUCAGCUAAGCUGCGCAAUAGAAGACUGCGAGAGAUCUGGGCACCUGCUACUCUGCAGUUCCAGCGGAGCGGAGUUUAGUGGAAAAACACAUUCGGCUGCCUUCACUACAGAGAGGCCGUACCCUUGCAGCCAGUGUGACAAGAGCUUCAAGACAAAACAACAACUCCAAAAACACCAGCCUGUUCACACAGGAGAGAAACCAUUUUUAUGCACUGACUGUGGGAAAAGUUUCUCACGGGUUUCUUGCCUUCAGCUCCAUCAGCGCAUUCACACUGGAGAAAAGCCGUACGUUUGCAGUCAGUGUGACGAGAGCUUCAAGAGAAAAGAUGAGCUCCAAAUCCACCAUCGUGUUCACACAGGGGAGAACCCAUUUUCUUGCACUGACUGUGGAAAGAUUUUCUCACAUUUUUAUAAGCUCGACCGACAUCGUCGCAGUCACACUGGAGAGAAACCUUUUACAUGCACAGACUGCGGACAGAGUUUUGCAACUUCUUCUAACUUUCAUAGCCAUCGCCGCAUUCACACUGGAGAGAAGUCAUACGCUUGCAGUAAGUGUGACAAGAGCUUUAGGACAAAAGCACAUCUCCAAAUCCAUCAGCGUAUUCACACAGGGGAGAAAUCAUUUUCAUGCACUGACUGCGGACAGAGUUUUGCACACUCCACUAGCCUCCACAUACAUCGCCUCAUUCAUACUGGAGAGAGGCCGUAUGCUUGCAGUCAGUGUGAUAAGAGCUUCAAGAUGAAAACAGAUCUCCAAAAACACCAGCGUGUUCACACAGGGGAGAAACCAUAUUCAUGCUCCGACUGUGGCAAGAGCUUUGCACGGUAUAAUAACCUCCACACACAUCGCUUCAAUCACACAGGAGAGAGGCCGUACGCUUGUAGCCAGUGUGACAAGACCUUCAAGACAAAACAACAACUCCAAAAACACCAGCCUGUUCACACAGGGGAGAAACCAUAUGUAUGCACCGACUGUGGGAAAAGUUUCUCACGGGUUUCUUGCCUUCAGCUCCAUCAACGCAUUCACACUGGAGAAAAGCCGUACGCUUGCAGUCAGUGUGACAAGAGCUUUAAGAGAAAGGAUGAGCUCAAAACCCACCAACAUGUUCACACAGGGGUGAAACCAUUUUCAUGCACCGACUGUGGAAAGAGCUUUACAAGUUCUUCUAACCUUCACACACAUCGUCGUAUUCACAGUGAAGAGAGGCCACAUGUUUGCAGUCAGUGUGACAUGAGCUUUAGGACAAAAGCAGAGCUCAGAAUCCACCAGUGUGUUCACACAGGCGAGGGGCCGUUUUCAUGCUCAGACUGUGGGAAGAGCUUCUUGUGGUCCUCUAACCUCUACAGACAUCGCCGCAUUCACACCGCAGAGAAGCCAUAGCCUUGCAACCAGCGCUCCAAAUCCACCAGUGCAUUCACACCGCAGAGAAGCCCUAGCCUUGCAACCAGUCCUCCAAAUCCACCAGUGCAUUCACACCGCAGAGAAGCCCUAGCCUUGCAACCAGUCCUCCAAAUCCACCAGUGCAUUCACACCGCCGAGAAGCCGCAGGAAAAAUUGUCCACAAAAAAUCCUAUAAAUGCACGCCUACCAAUAAGAGUUGAGGCUAUAAUAGCUGCAAAAAUGUGGACCAACAUCAUAUUGAACCGUAUGGCAGUGGUUCUUAAUUUGGGAUGCGGAUAGAUUGAUAUAUCAAGCGAGAAUCAUUGUAAUGGAUCACUUACAUAAUUUUUUAGUGUGUAUACACAUGCUUUGGUUGGGGGUGUGCGCGGCUUGUCCUCAAACUUCACCACUUCAACUGUUCUUAAGUUGACAGUUAAAG
Molecule: messenger RNA, 2509 nt
Organism: Engraulis encrasicolus (European anchovy)
Lineage: Eukaryota; Metazoa; Chordata; Actinopteri; Clupeiformes; Engraulidae
Product: gastrula zinc finger protein XlCGF57.1-like
Exons: 4
Coding region: 265-2070 (601 amino acids)
Source: RefSeq, a predicted model, not a curated record